Rotaria sordida is the source of this 139-nucleotide messenger RNA. Lineage: Eukaryota; Metazoa; Rotifera; Eurotatoria; Philodinida; Philodinidae. The record is from the annotation of a GenBank genome assembly.
AUGAUAUAUUCGUCAAAUUCAACCAUUCACACAAGUUACGAAACACCAACAACAGCAUCGACAAAUAUUACAUUAAAUAUUGAUGAUUUAACGGACAUUAGUGAAGAUGAAGAACCUCAAAUAUUAAUGCCACAAUUUG